AGCAGCUGAGGUCUCUCAGUCAGAGCUCUGGAAAUCAGUUCCAUGUUGUUGAGAUUCCUAACCACUUCAAUUUUAGUUUUGGGGUUGGUACCCAAUUUCAAAUGAAACUCAAUUGAACUAGCAGUGGCUACUACAGAGGCAGCGUGGAGGGGGAGAGCACUGCUCCAGUGCUUACCUUCUUUGAAUUAGAUACAUUAAGGGACCAGGUCCUCAGCUGGUAUAAGUCAGGGUACUCCACUGACUUCAAUGGAGCUAUCUAUGCUUGCUGAGCAUUUCUCCUAGGAUCUUUAUGUAUUUCUGUAAACUGGCUCUGAAAGGCCCUUUCAUAUGUUCAUGUCAUCUACCAACUUCCUAAUGCCACCAGCAGCCACAGAAAAACAGCUGGGUCUCACCUGUUGUCUGAUCUUGACACAAAAUCACAAACUGGUUGCCAUGUUGGUAAGAACUGGGCAAAGCAAUGUGAACCUUGAUUACCUGAUCUGAGCUUGCAAUGGAAUACAGAAUCAGCAGUAAUACCCAGGACUUCCACAAUAUAAAGCAAUCAAGAAUGAUUUAUACAAAGCCACAGAUUCUAAAGCCACCGAGAUGUGACGUCCUUAUGAUGACUCCAUGGUUUGCUCCAAUUGUUUGGGAAGGGACCUAUAACUCCGAGAUCCUGAAUGAGCAAUUCCGACAAAGGAAUGUCACUGUUGGACUGACAGUGUUUGCUAUCAAAAAGUAUGUAGUCUUCCUCAAGACAUUUUUAGAAACUGCAGAGACAUAUUUUAUGGUUGGACAUAGGGUGAACUAUUACAUUUUCACAGACAGACCAGAAGAAGUUCCUAAAGUUGCGCUCAAAGAAGGAAGGAACGUAGUGGUUCUGCAAGUUCAAAACUACCCUAGGUGGCAAGAAAUCUCUAUGCGACGAAUGGAAAUGCUCAGCUACUUCUCUCAGCAGCGGUUCAUUAAUGAGGUCAGCUACCUUGUGUGUGUGGAUGUAGACAUGAGGUUUAAUGACCAAGUUGGAGUGGAGAUCCUGAGCGACUUGUUUGGCACACUACACCCAGGUUUCUACACUGCAGAGCGUCGGUCUUUCACCUACGAACAUCGACCUGCUUCUCAAGCUUAUGUGCCCAGCGAUGAGGGUGACUUCUACUAUGCCGGAGGCUUUUUUGGAGGAACAGUAACGGAGGUUUACAAGCUGACCAAGAAAUGCCACGAAGCCAUCAUGGUGGACAAAGCCAAUGGAAUUGAGGCAAUUUGGCAAGAAGAGAGUCACUUAAACAAGUAUUUUCUUUACCACAAACCAACCAAAAUACUUUCUCCAGAAUACCUGUGGGACGACAAUCUAGGUACGCCAGAGAUCCUUAAGAAAAGAAGGUUUCUUGCUGUACCAAAGAAUCAUGCUGCAAUCAGAAAUAAAUGAAGUUCAUCUCGGACUGGUCUUAGUGUGAACUAACAUAACUAAUAUUGUAGGUUUCCUUGGUUGAUGAAAAUAUACAGAUAAUUGGUAAAAGCUCCAUAACUUUUUAUGACAUCUCCAGUAUUUCUGGAUAUGAGAAUGGUUUCAAGAUGACCCUGUUACCAUAAGGAUAAGGCAUGCAUCCGACAAAGUGGGUAUUCGCUCACAAAAGCUUAUACUCCAUUACGUUUGUUAGUCUAUAAGGUGCCACA
This is a messenger RNA of Gopherus evgoodei (Goodes thornscrub tortoise), 1653 nucleotides long. RefSeq names its product histo-blood group ABO system transferase 1-like. Gene Ontology annotation, biological process: carbohydrate metabolic process. Gene Ontology annotation, cellular component: vesicle; membrane; Golgi apparatus. The record is from RefSeq and is a predicted model, not a curated record. Gene Ontology annotation, molecular function: hexosyltransferase activity. The coding region runs from base 491 to 1405 and encodes 304 amino acids. Lineage: Eukaryota; Metazoa; Chordata; Testudines; Testudinidae. The transcript has 5 exons.